GAAGUUCUAUUUUUUAGUUAAAAAAAAUGCGACUUGCAAAGAGAAAGUUUUUUGAAUUUAGUUGAAAAGAUCUCCGUUCUGAGCGGAUUCGGCACUCAUCGUGUCUUACCUGUCUUGGUUCGAGUUUUCGUUUUUUUUUUUUUUAAUUAAAACGGAAGGCGUUUCUGUGGAAAUAUUAAAAUGUAGCAUUUUUCUGUGAAAAGGUUUCCGCCCGUAGGCUAGGUAGAAGAUAUUAUUUCAAAGUCAAAAGGUCACAGCUUCUGCAAAAUCAUAUUUAAUUCAAAUGUGGACAGAAGAUCGAAUAUGAAACACCUGGCCGAUAAAAAGGAUCCGUUCAUGUUUGCUGUGGUGAGCUUCGAGAUAUGAGUAAAAGCGACCAUACAAGUGCUUUUUGUACAAAUCAUAAUUGAGCUUGAGCAGCAGGUUGGACUAUAACGGCCAAUUUGAAGACGCAUGUAUAGCUGGGAUGAUUUGUGUUGAUUAUACUGCACGACUAAAACUGGUCCGCCGAGAGAAAGAAAAAUUGCUCUAAGAAAUACUUUGUGCAAGGAAGCUGAUAGGAUCGGGGGUAUUUCUUUCAGUGCGCCUUCUGCACUGACUUAUUUCCCCUUCAAAUCGGCGGCCACUAGUUACCUAGUAAGGGGGAUUACCUAGUAGUAUAUUAUGUACACUGCCCGCAAUAGCGUAUCGGGGCCUGUACGGGCGGAUUUGAUCUAUGGUCAUUUUUAAAAAUGAUUUUUGACUAAGUGGGCUCUUAGGACUGAAAUUAAUAAAUUACGUGCGAUAAUUGUUCAAGGAUUAGUCUGCAACGUCUGUAGGCGCACUCGAACCUUUCAAGACGGUUCGAAGAAUACGGUAUUCACGAGUCUGUCCAACCUAUAACCUCGGCUGGAAAUAAAUAAAUCAAUAGAUCUCUAUUCCAAUAAAAGAGAUGUGCUUUUCGCUAUAAUGUAUGUAAUGCGAAAUUCGAAUACGUGUUUUGGUGCACGUAAUUACAAAGGUGCACGCCUAGUAUUAGAACAGUACUAUUUAAAUGCAAAUGGAACGUAAGAUAGAAAGCAAACCUGAAACCGGGCCUGCAACAGGUGAAGCGAGUUUGUCAAUAGCAUUUCCCUAAAAAACACAUAGUCACUGCUUUUGCGUCCGUCUAAAGAUUUUUCAUUAAUUGAUGUAGUUUUCCAACACCAAUGAAAUCUUGUUUGUCUGUCUGUCUGUGCGGUGAUGUUUUAUAUACUCAUAGAUCCAACAUGUAUUUAGGAAAAUAUGAAUUAUGCAGUGUCAACAAGUAUAUCCAUUCCUUGAGCACCGAUUCUUAUUAACAACAUUUAUCAAGGAGUGCGGCAAUGAUCGACUCCCCGCUUCUAUACGAGGAUUAUGGAAUCGAAGUGGUACUCUACAAACAGCCAAAAUUGGCAAGGAAACCAAAGUCUUCAACGCGAGCUCUGUGUACUCAACCUACUAAGAGUGACGAUAGCAACUUUAAGAAACAAAAUAACCUCCUUAGCGUUUCUUAUUUGCGUGGUAUGCCCACAAUCAUAGUUCCACUUCCUAGUCGAGGAGAGCGAUGCCGGUUUACAUUGCGACCCCUUGGAAAUACCCUUCAAGACCUCUGCGAUUCUGUGCAGUCGGAAGAUCGAGGCGUGGACUAUAUGGUUGCACACACGCUUGACGGAUGCCGAAUUUCUGGGACGACCUCAAUAGAAUCGCUUUUUCAAGAGCCAUUCAAGCUGACGCUUAACAAAGACACCUAUACGGUCGAACCGCCUGAGAUAACGACGAUUCACGGUCUCCAGCAGACUGGUGGCAAGGACGGAUAUGAGAAAGAAGUUACGUCAGAACAUGCUGAAUCACUGGCCGAUGUGAAGAUCCUGGUCAAUCGUCUUUACGAAAGCCUCACAGUAUCCGAGCAUCAGUUAGAACAAGAACGAAAGAUACUUGCAAAGAUCGAACAGAUUCAAGGAGAGAUGGAGCCUUUAGAGAAGCUUAAAAACGAAAUCGCACGUUCAUCGCAACGCCGAACUACAAUCCUUGGCUGGAUGGGAUUGGGCCUUAUGAGUGUUCAAUUCGGGGUACUUGCUCGCCUUACCUGGUGGGAGUAUUCUUGGGAUAUUAUGGAACCUGUUACCUAUUUCGUCACUUACGGUACAAGCAUGGCCGCGUAUGCAUACUUCAUGGUAACGAAGCAGGAUUACUAUUUACCUGACGUUAGGGACCGGGAGUUCCUUAAGGCAUUCUGGAAAGGAGCGUCAAAACGCGGUCUUCAAUUGUCCCGCUAUAACGAGCUGCGUGAUUCGCUAGCCGAGUGUCAAGAGGAAUUGCGUCGUUUGCGUGACCCCUUGCAGAAGCAUUUGCCCCUUAGAGAGAUAUGUGACGACUGUGUGCAUCACAAGGAGCUCGAGGAGAGGCGAAGGAAGGAUGAAUUCUAGUUAUUAAGUCGAAAAAAACACUAACGAGAUGGUUGACAUUCGCGUACAUCUAAAUAACCAGAUACGAUGACGACAACGACAACAACAAUAACAACAACAUAAAUAGCGACGAUAACAACAAACGCUAUAAACAACAACAUCAACAAAGUGUUACAUUCAGCCAUUCAUCAUGUCAUAAGUUCAUUAUUCGAACGUAAUGAUCGUAUCCAGUGAGGCCGGAAAGCUAUUCAAUGACACGAUUAGAUCCGACGAUGGAGAAGAGACAACUUUAGUUGAUAUUGGGAUGUAAAAGUGGUGGAGCAACGUUUAGGCGAUGGAAGAAUGUAUUGGUCUUUGAAACGUUAACAUAGCCGAAAACAGCAAAUACAAUCUUAACAGGUAGCAGUUGCUCAAUAUAAUGGUUACGAUACACUACUGAUCCACUAGACAAACUGGCAACAGACACCUCAGAGAUUGACCAACAAAUGAGAACAGAUGCUUUCAUUGUGAUCUAAGCUUACUACCUAUCUACCUUUUCUCCAUAUUAUUAUUAUUAAGCCAGAAAUCUAGCCAAAGCUUUGUUUAUGCUACACAUAUAUUGAGCGAAAUACAAGACCCUUUCUAAGCUGUAUUGGUUCGAUAAGAAACAGAGUGGGCUGAUCUGUUUGAUUCACAAAUGUAUUCAUUAGUUACCAGCUACGCUAUCUUGGCUGGUUCUUUUAUCAGGGUAAAGCGGCGCCACCAGGAAAAUUUCGUUCGUGUCCAGUUAAUUCAAACAAUUGUGGGUUUUGUCUAAAGUAAAUCUGGCAUUUACCAGAAAUUGCUAGAAAUCUAGAAAAAAAAUAUCUGAAAAAAAAAUUAAUUCUAAGGUAAUUAACUGCGAUGUCCUUUCAUAAACAUCCGACGAGACCUACAAAGACCUAAUUAUUAAUCGAUAAUAUAUAAAAUUAUUGCAUUGCUGUUAGCCGACAAUUAAAAUCAUUUACACGUCACAACCGAGAACUGCUGGUACAUAACUGCUUGGAGCAAGCUUUUGUGCUUGGAUCCAUGCCCUCAUCUGACGGUAGGCUGUCGGUACUUAUCUGUGAUUGAAUUUCCAUUUAUCUAUAUCUUCAUUAUCAUUAUAAGAAACUCAAUCCGAAACUUGCAGCAGUGCGACGGAAGCAUUUAGCCGGCCAAUCGAGCGUUUAACAGGCGAAUGAAUCCGACUUGAUAAUGCCGAAUUCUAGUCAUUUCAUGAUCUUCACGUUAAACAACUGCGUUAACAGCAACAACAAAAAUUAACACUACAAUAUGAACAUUAGAGAGAGAAGCUAGAAAAACUUCGCUUAUUUUUCUUCUUAAAUAUCCUUACUCGCUCAGUUUUUUUCUUUGUAGUUGUUUCCAUUUUUUUGACGUAUCCAUUAAGACGAUGUUGUCCAUACAUUACAAUAUUCACGAGAUUUAUUUGCGCAGAUAUUAAUUAACGUAUUACUGUUAAUAUACAUUAACAUUAAUGUAUCAAUGCUAUUCUGAUAAGAGCCUAUGUUUGUUGGGGUUAACAGUCUGCCUUACUUACUUACUCGCUACCGAUGUACAGAUAAGUUAACUAUUUACGACAUCCACGUGCAGUAUGACGUGAAGUCAUUUUACUUGUAUCUGUUACUGAAGUACUUACAUCGAUUCAGCAAUGUGCUAAUGCUGAAAUUUCACUUUGUGAAACCGCUUAUUCGUUAUUAGUUGCCCUGCAAUGGCAACGUUAACUUUUACCGAACAAGCACAGUUCAUGUUAGACAACUGGCACGGCAUUGUAUAAAGGGUUAGAACCAAACUAGUCGAAAGUGAGCAAGCAAGAAACUGAAUGGCUAUUUUCCGCUUAAAUCAACCUCCCUCUUAAUAGUCGCCAGGCAACACUUUAUGGUGGUGAUUAUAAUCUCCAAGCCGAUGGAAAACAAAAACUUGUACUAAAAAAAAUCAUUAUUUUUUAAUUCCAAAAUAGAAAGCAUAUUGAUUCUAUAAAAACGACGUUUCCAUUAAUUCUGCCCAAAAUGCUGAACCGAUUGUCAACUAGAAGCAUGACAUUGAUCUUCGUUAUUAGCGGGCGAUCUCUGGUACGUCGCAAACGCAAAUUGCAAGCUAUGUUUUUUGUUCGUACGAGACGAAUCUCAGUGCUGUCAAAUACAGAUUAAUUUUUAUUGCUGUGAUUGAGUUGGGCUUCGGUUUAUUUUGGUUUCGACUAUAGUUUGUAAAUAAUGAUAAGCAAAAUUCUGGUUAUAUAUACAGAUAUACAUUCUACAGAUAUAGUACUUCGGCGUUGUAUCGAUGUGCCGACUGGCCCUUGGCCACUAUUAUUGUAUGCACACGUUGAAUAAGAUCUGCAAAUGCUGCCACGAAGAAGCAAAUCUCUCUAACGUAAAUGCCUCCCUUGGCAGAUGACCGCAAUAGUUGCAAGGGGCGAAGUUCAUGACUAUGUCUAGCGGAGCCAGUUUCGCUACCACCGCUACGACUUUUAUUACUAUUACUAGGGCAAAAAGCAAUAGUUGCGAACACUGUGUAACCAUCGCUUAUUAAGAACGUCAAUGAUAAAUUAGCUAGAAUCAACCUUUUCGGCCAGUCAAUCUAUUAAGUGACCCAACUAACUUUGAUAAUACGAACAUUAACUCUUCUUCUUCCCUACCAAUGUAAACCAGCCGAUCAAUCGACUUUCCUUCUCAUCAACAGUUAACCAACUUCCGACCACUCGACACGUAUUCAAAGGAGACUACAAGCUAUCGUGAGAAUACAGACAGACAUAUAAUUUCCUGUCCCAGUUAAUCUGCUUGUAGCCUUUCAACUAGCUGGUGCCAAUAUACGCCAGUCAUAUUUACCUUCAAGCAAAAAUAGAGAUCAAGAGAGGACGAUGAGGACAACGAUGUCAAUAAAAUCGGAAAGUAGAUACCGAUUAACUUAUGUGAUUUGAAACUAAAUACAGAUAACGCAAUUACGGUUAUAUACAGCGCGAACGAUGUCGAGAGCAUUGUCACUAACAUGGCCGUGAAGGCUGAAGGCUUAUUCCGUCACAAAUAAAGCGACAAAAUAAUUUAGAACGAUAAAAAAUGAAUGUGCGUUUAUGCUUCAACCAAUAAGACCGUUGAUUUUUGAUAGUUUGUGGAUGUUCUCGUGAUAUAUUAAUAGAUAAGGUAUUUGCCUACUAAUUUUAGCUACGCAUGGUGAUUGAAAUUUGAAUCUGGACAUAGAAACACUCCGUGUCGUAGGAACCAGCCGUCUGAUGGAGUGUCUAAUGGCAGUGUUGAACGUAACAGCUCGACACUUUUAGUUUACAUACUUUGCAAAUACGCUGGUGUGUACCGUGUUUGUCUGCUAAAUUUCAGACACAAAUGAUGAUUAGUGCACGUAUCUGAGCGUUGAGACACUUCAUUUCCGAGAACCAGCUACCCGAUAGGAUGCAUAACGGCAUUAAAGUUCGAAACCUUAGAUUAUUUUGGAAGGUUAGGACGGAUUCGAAGGCGAAGUAUACAUUAGUCAUAAGACGCAGUGCUGUAUAUCUAGCAGCUGAGAAAAUCGUUUUUUUUAAGAUGGAAAGGUUUACGCACUUGGAAAAAUAGCAGAUAGGGACGACAUAAACGAAAGGUAUUAUUUCCGUAAACGCGUUUUCAAAUGAUAUCGGCGAAAGUUUGACCGGCAAUAUUGUAAAACAAGGAAGGGUAAAUCUAUUAAAAAUAAACUUCUUAAGCAGUAUAACUUUUCGGCUUGAAACCUUCUUACGUAUGCUAAUCUUAUAAGAAGAAACCCUAUCUUCAUAAUUCUUUAUUUUAUAUAAAAAGCAAAACAUCCUCAAUUAUUUUCUUCUUUGAACUCAUAAAUAAUGUUUCCUUGUCAUUAUCAUAGGCGCAUUUUGCGUACAUAUGCCUGUCUUCACAAGAAUUCCUUUGCUUUUAAAAUGGUGUUGUUUUUGUUGCAAAAACUGAAUUUAAUUGCACUUUGUGAUAAUAUUCUAACAUCUAGAAUAUAUUACUUCGCAAAAGUUUAUUCACACUUUUUUAACUAAUUAACAGUAGUUAGGGUUUAACAGUCCUAAAAUAAAGCAGAUUUGUUUAAUCAAAGAUUCGCUGGUUAGUUUUAUUAGGCAUAAAAUGAUUGUCGAUACUGGAAACUUUGCCCAUCGCAUGCUCAUUUUGAAAGUUUUUUUUUAGGGGUUAGAAGUUAUUAAAAGUUACAUUAUCGCUGGUCACUAUUCCGUAUACGAGCUGUAACGAGCUUAGAGGAACCCAUUGUCGCUGCAGUGUUAUUGAGACUACAACCCGUUCGCACUAACACUAUGAAAUUACCUGGAAAAGAAAACUGGCCACCUUACCUUACGCACGAAGAACAAUCGACGAAUGAUGGAUACUUACAUCAUGUACAUAUGUACUGUCUAUUAUUACCUAGGGAACACCAACGUACUAAAGAAUGAUAAACACAAAACUGUACAUUUUAUAUGAAUUUUCGCAAACGAUAUAUUUCCUUUUUUCGGUUCAUUUUAGUUCCAUUUUACUGUUGUUGUGUACGUGCAGCACCACCACCGUCGCUAACACCCCUACAUAAAUCUCACAUUGUUGUCGUCUACAUAUAUAUAUAUAUAUAUAUAUAUAUAUAUAUAUAUAUAUAUAUAUAUAUAUAUAUUUGUGAGCCAUAAAUAGAAUGUAUAUGUGAAUGUAAAUACAUUCUGUACAGAGCUGCAAGUUUAUGGCGCAGGUUAAGGAGGUUCAUCCUUAAUUCAUAGGGCAGUAAGAGAAUACUUGCUAUAUUAUGUGAGUAAUUCUUCCACAUUUCAAUUCAUUUCGUUUCAUUUUGGACCGAACAAUUGAUCAAAUAGGGCGUUGUUUUUCAUUUAUUAUACAGUAUUUAUAACAACAACAACAAUAAUAAUAAUAAUAAAAUAGACCCUAACUGUAUGAGUUCGAUAGUAGUUCUAAUGCUGCCUACUACAGUGCGGCUCCUUCGUUCGUUAUAACGUAUUUUUAUUUUGUUCUAUAGCA
Messenger RNA from Varroa destructor (honeybee mite), 7402 nucleotides. RefSeq names its product mitochondrial calcium uniporter (gene MCU). The record is from RefSeq and is a predicted model, not a curated record. Gene Ontology annotation, cellular component: uniplex complex. Gene Ontology annotation, molecular function: calcium channel activity; uniporter activity. Lineage: Eukaryota; Metazoa; Arthropoda; Arachnida; Mesostigmata; Varroidae. Gene Ontology annotation, biological process: calcium import into the mitochondrion; mitochondrial calcium ion homeostasis.